AUGUGCAAAACAACACUCACGCACUUCAACUGUCAAUGUACAGCCCUCGUAGUUCACUCAUGCGCCCUUGGUUUUCCACUCGGUCGUAUGGUCUGUGGUCCACCUAACCUCAUCAAGAAAGAUAUAUAUGUCUAUUCAGACUGCGAUGAUUGUUUGAGCGGCGCCCCUUUAAGAGAGGAGAAACGAAAUAGACUGGAAAAUAGGACAAGCGAGAGAUGGUUGGAAUUUGUGGAAGAUGUGAUCGCCGAUGGCGAUGAACAUGGUGAGGAGGUGGAGGAAAUUAGAUUGGAAUGUGCGGAUGAGAGAGUAGGGGAUGAAGGAGAGGGUGAAGUUUAUGAUGGGGGUAAAGAUCGUGAUAGAUGUUUGGGUGAGGAAUGGGAAGUUUUGAUGAAUAGACAGAAAAGCAAGGGCGGGUACCAGGAAGAGAACGAAGACGAAGAUGCACAAUUGUUGGCUGCUCAAGAAGCACUCCAAUCUGAGAUCGAAAACUCCGAAGACGCCUCCGAUGAAGAUGUUGAUUUGGCUGCUGCUGCUCAAUUACUAUCAGCGCUUAGACAGGAACUCGGGAAGGAUGAGAUGAUUUCGCGGGACGCAGAUAUUGAUGAGAGUGAGGAGGGUAAGGAAGAGAGAGAUGAUAAGGAAUCUAAGGCGCAUGUGCAGACUAUCAUGGAGAAUUUGGGGAAGUUGAGAGAUAGGAGUGAAAGAGUGGAGGUUGAUUCUAUGAUUGCGGAGCAGGAAGACUGGGGGAUGUAA
Botrytis byssoidea is the source of this 753-nucleotide messenger RNA. RefSeq lists its product as uncharacterized. NCBI's taxonomy places the organism in Eukaryota, Fungi, Ascomycota, Leotiomycetes, Helotiales, Sclerotiniaceae. The record is from RefSeq and is a predicted model, not a curated record. The transcript has a single exon. Bases 1 to 753 code for a protein of 250 amino acids.